Messenger RNA from Myotis davidii, 992 nucleotides. It is a transcript of the gene GCSAML, whose product is annotated as germinal center-associated, signaling and motility-like. Bases 211 to 552 code for a protein of 113 amino acids. The transcript has 4 exons. NCBI's taxonomy places the organism in Eukaryota, Metazoa, Chordata, Mammalia, Chiroptera, Vespertilionidae. Gene Ontology annotation, biological process: regulation of B cell receptor signaling pathway; regulation of lymphocyte migration. The record is from RefSeq and is a predicted model, not a curated record.
CAAUGAAAAAAGCAUGCCUUUCUUCUCCCCUCCCCUUCAGAACGGUUCCUUCCUUCUCUAACAUGCUCGUCCCCUGGCAGCCGGUGGUUGGUGGGAGCACAAGUGGUCAGAUGUCACAUCCUGCCCCAUGUUGCACCCUUGUUGCUUUGGUCAAGACUAACCAAAGUGGAGUGAAACUCAGGAGCUGAGAAACCGAGUCACUCUGAGAGGAUGGGAAAUUGUCUCCAGAGAGAACUCAGGCAGGAAAUUACUGCACUGGAGAAAGGAAAUCGAUGUCAAGAUAAGAAAAGUAAUGAAGUUUUAUCCACCUCUAAUCAGGAAAAUGAGGACGGCUGUGGUUCCGAAGAAGUGUGCUACACAGUCAUUCGUCCCCGCGCUCAGCCCAAGCCCUCCUUGAGUUCCAAUGACAAUGGCUAUGAGAACAUUGACUCCAUCACAAAGAGGGUGAAAUCGUUUAAAGAAGAAACAGAAUAUGCCCUCCUCAGGACGUGCGUCACCAGGCGUUCGCCCUGCACCCCGGAGCAUGAUUAUGAACUUGUGCUUCCCCACUAGGCACCCCAUGCUUCUUCGUCUUUCAGUAACAAAGAUGGUACAGAGGGAUACCCUCUGGGGAAGUCUCUCUCUCAGCAGUUCAUAAAACAUUCAUUUCUGUCCUGAGUUUAGAAAUGAUGUCCUUUUAAUAUAUUGCCUUGGGAAACUCUUAAACAUGGCAUCUCUGUGAUUGUAUGAAGCCGUAUACAUUGGCAUAAUGAUCUAAAGUCUUCUCCAUCUUUUUGUUUGUAAGGUUUGAAGAUAUGGAGGUGGUGGGGAAACCUUCCUAGGACAAUAAACAUCCACAAAUAUAUGACCUAAAACAUUCAAUUCCAGCCAUGCUCUCCAAAUUUCAAACGCCGAUAUUUUCAUUUCUAAUUAUGCAUUUUAGUUUUGAUGUAUAAACUACUCAAUAAACUUUUAAAAUAUAAGACUAGUGAUGAGACCCUUUAAUAACCUGA